This is a messenger RNA of Harmonia axyridis, 2277 nucleotides long. RefSeq names its product high mobility group protein DSP1 (gene Dsp1). The transcript has 5 exons. Bases 208 to 1560 code for a protein of 450 amino acids. NCBI's taxonomy places the organism in Eukaryota, Metazoa, Arthropoda, Insecta, Coleoptera, Coccinellidae. Gene Ontology annotation, molecular function: DNA binding, bending. Gene Ontology annotation, biological process: regulation of transcription by RNA polymerase II. The record is from RefSeq and is a predicted model, not a curated record.
ACCGUGCGUCGUGCCGAAGAUUGUACCUCGAUGACCGGUGCUCAAUGUUUUCGGUGAAUUUCGGUGCGUUUGAACACAAGUGACGGGUAUGAAUGAUAGUGUCCUCCAAUUGUUCUUGUGUGAUGCCCCCCUGUGAUUUUUCGUGUAGAAUUGUCCUCCAUGCGCAAUAAAUUCUGCGUCCCCCUCGAACAACAGAGUUAGUUUGAAAUGUCGGAGCAUCACCCAGGAGGCUGGGGCGGCCGACACGACCAGGGGAUGUGGUGGAGCCCCGAUCAUCAGCAGUCGAUGCACCAGCAUCAGCAGAUGAUGCAGCAGCAGAUCGCUCAGCAGCAACAGCAGCAUCAGGAGCAGAUUCUGGCUGCUAGCACGGCUGCUUCGCAGUCACAACAGCUGUUUUCUUAUAAAAUGGCCAAUAGUUUCGAAAAUCCCCAGAUGCAUGUGUCGAAUGUACAUAGUACGUCUCCUGUGGGAGCGCAGGGGAUUCGGGAAUAUGAUUACAGACACGGCGGUGGCAAUCCUACUAUGUCAAUGCCGUCUCCGGCGGCGCAAUGGUGGUAUCCGCCAUCCACGAUGGAGAAUAUGCAUUCUUCAAUGUUAUCGCAGCAACAACCCCCUCAACAAACCAUGGCACCUGUACAGUCACCCUCUCCUACGCAGUCAGAAGCUCAUGCUAGAUUAGAAGAAGCACAGCGUCAACAGCAGCAUCAAGAAGCCGUUCAAAGGCAUCAAGAGGCUCAGACGCAACAGAACGAAGCUAUCCACAGAUACCACCAAGAGCGGCAGCGUCAAGCAGAAGCUCAGCACGCCGCCUUGCAACAACACCACCAGGCACUGGUAGAUGCUCAGCAGAGGCAUCAUCAGCAGUUGAACAACCACCAUUCGCCGCACCACCAGUCGAUUUUGCAUCAACAGCAGAAUCAGCAACAGUUGCAGCCAGUAGCUACCAAAGGCAGAAUGCCGCGCGCAAAAGCUGAUGCCAGGCCAAGGGGCCGUAUGACUGCGUAUGCCUUCUUCGUGCAGACCUGCAGGGAGGAACACAAGAAGAAACACCCUGAAGAAAAUGUUGUGUUUGCUGAGUUCUCGAGGAAAUGCGCAGAUAGGUGGAAGACCAUGUUGGACAAAGAAAAGAAACGUUUCCAUGAAAUGGCCGAAAAUGACAAAAAAAGGUACGACUCUGAAAUGCAGAAUUAUACUCCCCCCAAAGGAGAAAAAACCAGGGGCAAGAAGAGGAAACAAAUCAAAGAUCCUAAUGCACCAAAACGUUCCUUGUCAGCGUUCUUCUGGUUCAGUAAUGACGAACGUGGCAAAGUUAAGGCACAAAACCCCGAAUAUGGAGUUGGUGAUAUUGCUAAAGAACUUGGUAGAAGGUGGGCUGAUGCUGAUCCAGAAAUCAAAGGAAAGUUCGAAGCUCUAGCAGACAAAGACAAACAAAGAUACGAAAGAGAAAUGACUGCAUAUAAAAAGAGGAAUAAUCCAUCAAUGCAAGCCCAGCCAGCACCUGUACCUGAAAAUGACGAUGAAGGAGAUGAUGAUGACGUAGACGAUGACGAAGACGAUUAAAUGGUAAAAAAGACCUCUCAUCGUUACCUCAUUUUUAGCAACGCCUUCAUUUCAUUCCUAAAAAUGUACAUAUAAUUAAUGGCAGUGUUUUGUGUUCUUUUUACCUGCGUCGUCUAUGUGUACUUACAAGUAAUGAGAAAAAAAAUUAUAUCGGUAAAAACAGAAAAGUGCUAGUGGAACAACUUCCCGAAAUAGGUUCAGCGGUCAUAGUAAGGAAUCAAUACAGUGAUGUUCAUUGCCAUAACACAUGCCCUCAGUUUUUUCAUAGUCCAUGUAUGAAAUCAUCUAUUAUUUCUCAUUAAUGUGUGUGAAAUGCUAGGUUACAUAAUUUCUUCUAGUUGUAUUGCGAGGAUGCAACUACUGUGAAUAUACACCUUAUUUCCAUUUUGGAAUUUUAAAUAUGUAAUAUUAUAUUUUUAUGGUUUGAUGAAAAUCCUAAGGUUCAGAAAAUGUAUAUUAUUGAUAGGAUUGACCAUUUUUUUUAUUUAUUAGAAAAAUUUAUAAUGAAUAAUGAUUUCCUUUUAUAUUAUAUUCGAAUCGUGAAGAUUUUCAAUUUUUUUUUAUUACUGUUUUUCGUGAAGAAUAUUGUUAUUCGGAAAAAGAAAUUGUACUAUGUAAAACCAUUUGAUGAAUUUAUUAUUCAUAAACUUAAAGUUGAUCCGUUAUUAUUAUAUUGAUGAAUCUUAAAUUAAUGAUUAAUAAAAGUUUGAUAACAAA